Molecule: messenger RNA, 1851 nt
Organism: Megalobrama amblycephala (Wuchang bream)
Lineage: Eukaryota; Metazoa; Chordata; Actinopteri; Cypriniformes; Xenocyprididae
Product: immunoglobulin superfamily containing leucine-rich repeat protein 2-like
Exons: 2
Coding region: 159-1418 (419 amino acids)
Molecular function (GO): protein binding
Source: RefSeq, a predicted model, not a curated record
AAUCCUAACCCAUGCUCCAAUUCUAUAAAAACUGUUAUACUCUCUUUGUCGGGGGGAUUAUCUGUGAUUGAUACGAGGACCUCCUGGCCGUGAUUAAAGCAUAUUCAAAGGAAUUGUCUGGAGUCUGUCUGGUUACUGCUGUGCAGCAGGAGCUGAAAAUGGCAACUAAAUACCUGAUGCUUAUUGCCUUGGGGACUGCAGUGAUUGGCAGUGUGCACUGUUGCCCUCAGCAGUGUAUCUGCUCUGAUAAAUAUAACCACCAUUUUGCAGAUUGUGCCUACAAAGAACUUCUGGAAGUACCCAUGGGCUUGCCAUCCAAUGUGACCACCGUGAGUCUUUCAGCUAACAAAAUUAAAGUGCUGAAAUCCAAAACCUUUAUAAAUGUGAUCCAGGUGACCUCUCUUUGGAUAGCUCACAAUGAAAUCGUCACCGUCGAGAGGGACACCUUGGCUCCGAUGAUUCAGCUGAGAAAUUUGGAUAUUAGCUACAACAAAAUUGUGCAUUUUCCAUGGGAGGACUUGACCAAUCUCACUGCCCUGCAGAUGUUAAAGAUGAACAAUAAUGAGAUGGUCAGUAUCCCCAAGAAUGCUUUUUCCAACCUGAAGGACCUGCGUUCAGUCCGUAUUAACAAUAACAAGUUUACCACCAUCGUGCAGGGAACGUUUAAUGCUUUGACUGCCAUGUCCCACCUCCAAAUCUUCCACAACCCCUUCAUCUGCUCCUGCAAGCUUGAGUGGCUUAGGGACUGGAUUAUCAAAUCCUCAAUCUCAAUCCCUGACCAAAACAACAUUAUCUGCAAUGCUCCUUCCCUCCUUAAAGGUACACAAGUCACUAGCAUGCCCAAACUGGAUUGCAAGGCCCCGUCCGUGUCUACCACAUAUCAGACAAACAUCCUUCCACCCAGAACACAUCUCACUAUGGUGGAUAAAGAGCAAGUGGAAGAAGGGACCGAUAGUUUGCCAUUUGUUGGCAAAUGCGAAAUAAAUGAUGGUAUGCAGUACAUCUCCAACCGUGCUUUCAACCUCAGCUUGAAUAGACUCAAACAGAACACUUUUGAUUUCGGGGUGAUUGCUCUGGAAGUUUCAGAGACUGAGGCCAAAGUUCAGCUGAACCCUUUCCAGAAGUCAAACAUUCACCUCAGUCAACAAGAAGACCUCCAAACUGUGAAUAAGGAGCCGUCCACCAAAAAGUCACCCCUGGACAUGUUGUACCUUUGCGUCAGUACUGACAAUGGAUAUUCAGUGUUGCAGUGGUCCAAAAUAGAGGAGGGGGGCGUCAAAACCUAUCGCCUCAAGCCAGGCACUAAUUACAGCCUGUGCUUCACCUAUGAAAGCCAGGACUGUCAAGUCCAAGUGGUCUUUAGUGCCCCACUUAAAUGGGACAGCUUUAGUCCAAGUGUUGUGGUUAUUGUGCUUUAACUACAAAUACCACAUUAAAAGUACAGUCACUGUGGUAAAAGCAUGAUAUGUGUUGCGGUUACCGUGAUUUAACUACAAAUACUACAGUAAAACUACAGUUACGGUGGGAGAAGUAUGGUAUUAUGUUGUGGUUACUGUGCAUUAACUACAAAUGACAUGGUCGAGCAACAGUUACUAUGGUAAAAAUAUGGUAAAUGUGUUGACUUUUUACAUGAUUCCUUUCCCACCAUAGGCAAAUUUCAAAUCAAAUAUCUUUUUACCAUGAAAACUAACUUUAUAAUGCUGGGUCAGAUUAUGCUUGUGUAUUGAUUUGAAACACGACAUAUAAUUUCAUUCAUAAAUACAGGACAAUCGACUAUUUAACGAGACGGGUGGAAACCCUACCUGAAUGUGUCUUGAAAUCAUCUAAAAUCACUAGCUGCAUCUCAAUUUG